GUACGAUUGUAUUUUAAAAGAUGGGACUUGGCCACAUGAUAAAAAUCAUUGACGGACACCACAUUUGGGCACCCAGCACACUGGGUCUGGUCUCUGGUGUAGAAAUAGCAUUGGCAAAGGGUUCUUGAAGCAAGAACGUUAGAAUUUCAACCGUUAAUGGCAGAAGUUGUGGUAAUCUCCACGAGCUUAGUUGGAGCUCCCUCUCCUGCAAGCGGGGAAAGAUCUGGUGUCUCAAGAAUGGACUUAACCCCGUGGGACUUGCAGUUCCUCCAAGUCGCCACCAUCCAAAAAGGCCUUCUCUUCCACAAACCCAAUCCUCAACAACAAGAAGAAGAACAGAGCCGCCUCUUCAGCUCCACCCCCAAAUUGAUUCACCACUUGAAAACCUCUCUGUCCUCCGCCCUGUCUUUCUACCCUCCCGCCGCCGGCCGCUUUGCCGCGGAGACAGACGAGGAGAAUCACACAUCUACCCUUCACGUGGAUUGCAAUAACGCCGGCGUGGAGUUCGUCCAAGCCAAGGCCGCCGGCGUCACCGUCGCCGCGAUUCUCGAUCCGACCAACCCCGACGUCUCCCAGAUCCUCCGACCUUUCUUUCCCCUCAACGGAGUCCUAAACGCCGACGGAAUCGCCAAGCCUCUGAUGGGUGUGCAAGUGACGGAGCUUCACGACGGCUACUUCAUCGCCUGCACUUUAAACCACGCCCUCGCCGACGGCACCUCCUUCUGGAACUUCUUCCGUUCUUGGUCGGAAAUAUCCCGCCGCGGAUGCCCCCAGAUCUCAAAACCUCCUUCCCUCAAACGCUGGUUUUCGGGCAGCAUUCCCUGCCCGAUUCCUCUGCCGCCCCGCAAAGAAUUCCAGUCGGAAAUCUUCUCACUAUCCUCUCCGAGAACAGAGACGAUGUUCCGGCUGAGCAAAGAAAACAUCGCCAAGCUAAAAGAAAAAGCAAACUCUGAAGUAAUGGUUACAACCACCGCCGCCCCAAUCAUCUCCUCCCUCAUGUCAUACAUGGCUCAUCUCUGGCGAUCGGUGACUCGAGCCCGAAACCUCGAAGCCCAAGAAGAAGUUCACAUCAUGAUCAUCGUCGGUGCCCGGCAAAGAAUGAAUCUUCCAGAAGGGUAUUGGGGAAACGCGGUGGUCUUUGAGACGGUGACGGCGAAAGCAGGGGAGGUGUUGGGGGAAGGACUGGGCUGGGCGGCGUUGCAGAUGAAGAGAGGGGUCCAGAAGUAUACAGAACAAGAAAUGAUGAAUCAGUAUGUGGGUUGGGCAAAAUCUCCCAAUUUUGUCGGGGAGAAGGGGUUACCGGCCAACGUCCUGGCCAUCAGCAGCUCUCCGAGGUUCGACGUGUACGGCCAGGAUUUUGGUUGGGGACGGCCGGUUGCGGUGAGGAGCGGCGGGGGAAAUAAGCAUGACGGGAAGACCACUCUCUUUGCGGGACGGGAAGAAGGGAGUGUGGAGAUAGAGCUCUGCCUUCACCCCAACACAUUGCUCCGACUAAGAAAUGACCCAGAGUUCUUGGAGUACGUCACUUUCUAAAUAGGAAAGUGCCACAAACUAUUGUGCUCAAAUUUUAGCAUCUUCUUCCUCACAAUAUCCUCUUCAAAUUCAACACUCAAUUUCUCAUUUUGAUGCUUGGAAUGUUGUUCUGCAACUUCUUUGCACCUGUGCUAUUGGGAGUUUUACUCUAUUUUUGGUGAAUUAUUGAUUGUUGUUGUUCCAAGGGUGUUCUUUG
Cuscuta campestris is the source of this 1729-nucleotide messenger RNA. The record is from the annotation of a GenBank genome assembly. NCBI's taxonomy places the organism in Eukaryota, Viridiplantae, Streptophyta, Magnoliopsida, Solanales, Convolvulaceae.